Trichechus manatus latirostris (Florida manatee) is the source of this 10632-nucleotide messenger RNA. It is a transcript of the gene KCNH7, whose product is annotated as potassium voltage-gated channel subfamily H member 7. NCBI's taxonomy places the organism in Eukaryota, Metazoa, Chordata, Mammalia, Sirenia, Trichechidae. Gene Ontology annotation, cellular component: plasma membrane. The record is from RefSeq and is a predicted model, not a curated record. Bases 232 to 3825 code for a protein of 1197 amino acids. Gene Ontology annotation, molecular function: inward rectifier potassium channel activity. Gene Ontology annotation, biological process: potassium ion transmembrane transport; membrane repolarization during action potential. The transcript is spliced from 16 exons.
GCGGCAGUCCGGUGCAAGGCCCCCUCCCGAAGGUGAGGGGAAUGGAUUGGACUCCGGUGGGGAAAGCGGGUGUCUAGGAAAGUGGUGCUAAUGGGAAGAGAUUUCUGGUUUCAAAAGAGGAUGCUCUGCCACAAAGAGCGGCUCGCGCGCUGGCCUGGGCUCUAGCCGAGGAGAGAUCCCGGGAGAACUCCGGAGCUCGGGGGGAGCGCUCCUCAGAAGACCGGGGUCAACAUGCCUGUUCGCAGGGGGCAUGUGGCACCACAAAACACAUUUUUGGGGACCAUCAUACGGAAAUUUGAAGGGCAAAAUAAAAAAUUUAUCAUUGCAAAUGCCAGAGUGCAGAACUGUGCCAUCAUCUACUGCAAUGAUGGGUUCUGUGAGAUGACUGGUUUCUCCAGGCCAGAUGUCAUGCAGAAGCCCUGCACCUGCGACUUUCUCCAUGGGCCUGAGACCAAGAGGCAUGAUAUUGCCCAGAUUGCCCAAGCAUUGCUGGGGUCAGAGGAGAGGAAAGUGGAGGUCACCUACUAUCACAAAAAUGGCUCUACUUUCAUUUGUAACACUCACAUAAUUCCAGUGAAAAACCAAGAGGGUGUGGCUAUGAUGUUCAUCAUUAAUUUUGAAUAUGUGACAGAUGAAGAAAACUCUGCCUCUCCAGAGAGGGUAAACCCAAUGUUACCAAUCAAAACUGUAAACCGCAAACUUUUUGGGUUGAAGUUCCCUGGGCUGAGAGUCCUCACCUACAGAAAGCAGUCCUUACCACAGGAAGACCCUGAUGUGGUAGUAAUCGAUUCAUCUAAACACAGUGAUGAUUCCAUAGCCAUGAAGCACUUUAAGUCUCCUACGAAAGAAAGCUGCAGCCCCUCCGAAGCAGAUGACACAAAAGCUUUGAUACAGCCCAGCAAAUGUUCUCCCUUGGUGAACAUAUCUGGACCUCUUGACCAUUCCUCUCCCAAAAGGCAAUGGGACCGACUUUACCCUGACAUGCUGCAGUCCAGUUCCCAGCUGACCCGUUCCAGAUCCAGGGAAAGCAUUUGUAGUAUACGGAGGGCGUCUUCAGUGCAUGAUAUAGAAGGAUUCAGUGUCUACCCCAAGGGCAUAUUUAGAGACCGGCAUGCCAGUGAAGACAAUGGUCGCAAUGUCAAAGGGCCUUUUAAUCACAUCAAGUCAAGCCUCCUGGGAUCCACAUCGGAUUCAAACCUCAACAAAUACAGCACCAUUAACAAGAUUCCACAACUCACUCUGAACUUUUCAGAUGUCAAAACAGAAAAAAAGAAUACAUCUCCUCCUUCUUCAGAUAAAACCAUUAUUGCACCCAAGGUUAAAGAUCGAACACAUAAUGUGACGGAGAAAGUUACCCAGGUUCUCUCUUUAGGAGCAGAUGUCCUGCCGGAAUAUAAACUGCAGACGCCACGCAUCAACAAGUUUACGAUAUUGCACUACAGCCCUUUCAAGGCAGUCUGGGAUUGGCUUAUUCUGCUGUUGGUCAUAUACACUGCUAUAUUCACCCCCUAUUCUGCAGCUUUUCUCCUCAAUGACAGAGAAGAACAGAAAAGACGAGAAUGCGGCUAUUCAUGUAGCCCUUUGAAUGUGGUAGACUUGAUUGUGGAUAUUAUGUUUAUCAUAGAUAUUCUAAUAAACUUCAGAACAACAUAUGUAAAUCAGAAUGAAGAAGUGGUAAGUGAUCCAGCCAAAAUAGCAAUACACUACUUCAAAGGCUGGUUCCUGAUUGACAUGGUUGCGGCAAUUCCUUUUGACUUGCUGAUUUUUGGAUCGGGUUCUGAUGAGACAACAACAUUAAUUGGUCUUUUGAAGACAGCUCGACUCCUUCGUCUUGUGCGAGUGGCCAGGAAACUUGAUCGAUACUCGGAAUACGGCGCUGCUGUCCUAAUGCUCUUAAUGUGCAUAUUUGCCCUGAUUGCUCACUGGCUGGCUUGCAUUUGGUAUGCGAUUGGGAAUGUCGAAAGGCCGUACCUGACUGACAAAAUUGGAUGGCUGGAUACCUUAGGACUACAAAUUGGGAAACGUUACAAUGACAGUGACUCAAGUUCUGGACCAUCCAUAAAAGACAAAUAUGUCACAGCACUUUAUUUUACUUUCAGCAGUUUAACCAGUGUAGGAUUCGGGAAUGUGUCUCCUAACACCAAUUCAGAGAAAAUCUUUUCCAUUUGUGUCAUGUUGAUUGGCUCACUAAUGUAUGCAAGCAUUUUUGGGAACGUAUCUGCAAUUAUCCAAAGAUUAUAUUCGGGAACUGCCAGGUACCAUAUGCAGAUGCUGCGAGUAAAAGAAUUCAUUCGCUUUCACCAAAUCCCCAACCCUCUGAGACAGCGGCUUGAGGAAUAUUUCCAACAUGCGUGGACUUACACCAAUGGCAUUGACAUGAACAUGGUCCUAAAGGGUUUUCCAGAAUGCUUACAAGCUGACAUUUGUCUACAUCUCAACCAGACUUUGCUCCAAAACUGCAAAGCCUUUCGGGGGGCAAGUAAAGGUUGCCUUAGAGCUUUGGCGAUGAAGUUCAAGACUACUCACGCACCUCCCGGAGACACCCUGGUUCACUGUGGGGAUGUCCUCACUGCACUUUACUUCUUGUCCAGAGGCUCCAUUGAAAUCCUCAAAGACGACAUUGUGGUAGCUAUUCUGGGAAAAAAUGAUAUAUUUGGAGAAAUGGUUCAUCUUUAUGCCAAACCGGGAAAGUCUAACGCAGAUGUAAGAGCUCUCACAUAUUGUGACUUGCAUAAGAUCCAGCGAGAAGACUUGUUAGAGGUUUUGGAUAUGUAUCCUGAGUUUUCCGAUCACUUUCUAACAAACCUAGAGUUGACUUUCAACCUGCGACAUGAGAGUGCGAAGUCUGAUCUCUUACUACAAUCACAAUCCAUGAAUGAUUCUGAAGGAGAAAACUGUAACCUGCGAAGAAGGAAAUUAUCAUUUGAAAGUGAAGGAGAGAAAGAAAACAGUACAAACGAUCCUGAAGAUUCUGUAGCUACUAUAAGACAUUAUCAGAGUUCCAAGAAACACUUGGAAGAGAAAAAAAGCAGAUCAUCAUCUUUCAUCUCCUCCAUUGAUGAUGAACAAAAGCCGCUCUUCUCAGGAAUAGUAGAUUCUCCUCUGGGAACAGGGAAAGCAACUGGACUACAUUUUGAAGAAACAGUGCCCACCUCAGGAAGAAUUCACAUAGAUAAAAGAAGUCACUCUUGCAAAGAUGUCACUGACACACGAAGUUGGGAACGAGACAAUGCCCGGACUCAGCCCCAUGAGUCUAGUCCCUCAGCACUGCAGCAAGCCGCCUGGGGGAUAUCCGAAACCGAAAGUGACCUCACAUACGGGGAAGUAGAACAAAGACUAGAUUUGCUUCAAGAACAACUUAACAGACUUGAAUCCCAAAUGACUACUGAUAUCCAGACCAUCUUACAGCUGCUGCAGAAACAAACCACUGUGGUCCCCCCAGCCUACAGUAUGGUAACUGCAGGAGCCGAGUAUCAGAGACCUGUCAUCCGCCUGAUGAGAGCCAGUCAUCCUGGAGCAUCCAUUAAAACGGAUAGAAGUUUCAGCCCUUCCUCGCAAUGUCCUGAAUUUCUAGACCUUGAAAAAUCUAAACUUAAAUCCAAAGAAUCCCUCUCAAGUGGGGUGCAUCUGAACACAGCUUCGGAAGACAACUUGACUUCACUUUUAAAACAAGACAGUGAUCUCUCUUUAGAGCUUCAUCCGAGGCAGAGAAAAACUUACCUUCAUCCAAUUAGGCAUCCUUCUUUGCCUGAAUCAUCCCUAAGCACUAUAGGAAUCUUGGGUCUUCAUAGGCAUGUUUCUGAUCCUGGUCUUCCAGGGAAAUAAUCAUUUUGUACUAUUUACUCCACAUACAAUGUAAGUGCUUUUAAUGGCUGUUUUCCUUUUUGUAUUUAAAUCCUCUCUACUUGACUCAGGGGCUCACAAGUUACCAUUAUAUGCAAAAGUACUGUAUAUUUUCCUAAAUUGAAGCUUGUAAGGUAAAAUUGAGCAGUUAGAAUGUAAAUAUACAAAAGAACUUUUUGUCCCAAAUGUUAAAACUGCCAGCAUCUCAAGGCACCUUAUUUUUUAUUUUUAUUUUUUAAACCAUGUGCAUGUUAGGAAACUCCAAUUUCUCUUGCAUGGAGACUCCAUAUUACUGCUUUUACUAAACAAGUACUUUGUUAUGAAAAUGCCUUCCAAGCAAAUAAGAAACUAAGGUAUAAAACCACUCAUGGGUGCAAUUCAGAUGAUCCUCAACUCACGCAAGAUCCUCAACUCUCAAAUCACUUUUGAAAACAAAUACCCUUCUCUAUCAAGAUGUAUAUAGUUAUUUACGUUCAUUCCACCACACAGAAAAAAAAAAAAGCAAAGUUUGAGUUAUAAAUCUCUGACAGCAUAGGAUUUAUCUCCAAAUACAUGAAUAUAGGCCAGCAUUAAUGAGGACAAAAGGCCCUUCUAUUUAAAAUUCUGUCACUAACUGUAUUCAUAAACAACCUAAAAUAUUUUCCACUGGCAUAUUUCCUUGAAUGCUUAGAAACAAGUUUUUCUCAUUUUGCUUUUGGGGGUAGGGGGAGAGAAAGGAGGGCUCUUCUCAAAAACUGCUAAAAUGUGGCUGACACAAACUGAUACCCACGGCAUUCUUCUGAUUCAUGUUUUAGGGCAAUACUGAAUUUUAUUCAAAUAGUGGAAGCACAUUUUUUCCCCAAAAAAUGUACAGUUUUAGUGGAAUUGAAUGGUAAAGCUAGCUUCCAUUGAGUAUAUGUUGGUCUAUGGUUUUCUAAUCCCAGCUAUGGAAAAACAGUGUGUAUUGACCUGCCUGGGAAGGAAAUGCACUCACCAGCAGUAAGAUUUCAGAGUGUUUUUGGGUUAGUCAAACACUUGCUAAUCAACGAUUAAGUCACCAUCUAUUAUACGUGGGUUGAACUAAAUGUAUAUUGACUCCAGAAUAUCAUAACAUACAGUGGAAUAUAUUUUAAUAUGUAUCUUUAACUAUUAGAGUUUGGCAUAUGCCUCUCUCACACAAAAGCAGGAUACAGGAAAAAAUACAAGUUAAAGAUUCUAAUUAGCCAAAUCCCAGUUAAGCAAUUUUAUUUUUCAGCUAGCUUAAGCACAAUUUCAAAAUUAUAUAGACUGGUCCAUUAUAUCUUUUCCUUCUAAACAACAAUUUUAAAAUCGGUUGAAAGUUCCUUAGUCUUUGCUACUUCUUAAAUUCACAUAUUUUUAAAGAAACAUUAUAUCUGUGCAAAUUAUUAAAUGGGUUAAUCUCUAUCCCUCCAAGAUAGAAAUACAAUCUUACUGACUUUUAACUUUGACACUAAUUUAUUAGCUAGCUUCAAAUACAUGCAACGUAUUUAAAUUUACAAAACGAUUACACUAUUUAAAUUACAAUCAAAGUGAUUUUAAAUUUCUCCCUGUAUUUUUAAAUGGUCACAUAGAUUGAUAAUCUGUGUGGGAGGCAAUCUGCAGGCAUGAGUAUGUUCUUAUCCCUGCUUAAUAUUUGAAAAACCAAAGCAUAAGUGAUAAAGUACAUACAACAAAAUGACUAGUUAAGUCAGUGAAAGUAUAAUAAUAAAUAACCAGCCACACAAACCAGUUGGUGUUAUACAAACUUAAGGAUUGCUUUUAUUUCCUCAUUUAACAAACAUUCAGUGGGUGCCUAGCACUGUGUUAGACGCUAGAUCUAGCAGGGGAGAGGGAGUUACAUAAAUGGCUAACUUUGAUUCAGAGAGCUAUUUAGGGAUUUUAUUCCCAUAUUUGGACACAUUUUUGCAGCUGCAACAAAUUUCAUAAGGAUUCAGGCAGAUUCAGAUUGAAUUCACCAGAGACCGUUCAUUUAUAGAGAGAAGAGGAUUUGGCAGGUGAGGAAUUUAGAUCUGAUUGUUUGAUUAGUGAAUGCUUCAGCUGCAACAUUUGGUAUGACAUGCAUAAAAUUCGGCCUUCCACAUAAAGCCUCUAUUUAUACUUCUUUAUAAAAAGUGAGCAUGAAGGAAUGGAGGAUGAGAAAUGGUGUGCAAGCAUCCAGCUUGUUUAAAUUCUAGCAUGAGACAAACCUUUUUUCUUCUUAAUUCCUUGACAAAAUAAUUGCUUGAUAUUAAAAACUUAAGUCUCAUAGAGUUGGGCAGGAUUAGAAAGGUGCCCUCCUACUGGGUAUUAGCUUAAAAAGAGUCUGAGCAAUAUAAUGAUGUUGUGUGCCAUCAAGUCGAUUCUGGCUCAUAGUGACUCUGUAUAACAGAGGAGAACCGCCCCAUAAAGUUUCCCAGGCUGUAAUCUUUAUGGGAGUAGAUAGCCAUUUCUUUACUCUCAUGGAGCGGCUGAUGGGUUUAAACCACUGACUUUUCAGUUAGCAGCUUAAUGCUUAACCAUUAUGCACCAGGGCUCCUUAAAAAUGUGGUUUAAAAAAAAAAAAACCAUUGUCCGUGGAGUCGAGUCGGGCAUAAACAUCAGAAGACUCAAUGGUUAAAUUGGCUUCUAGAUGGCAAAGCAAUUAUCUUAAUGUACAAAAUGCAUCCCUUUGCCCCAACCAGAGAUCUAAUAUUUACAGGCAGACAGUCACCUUCCCCACUAGGGUGUGGCAAAAACAGCCUGGCACCUCCAUCUUGGGAUCCCGCUGAGGACCAGCUCUAAUUGCUGCAGCCAAUCAUAAUAGCAGUACAACAACUGCUUUCCUUCUAGGUCAUUAGAAGCAUUAAUGCCUUUUGCUUUCCUCCUAAAAAUAAAGUGUUACCUGGCUCCCUGGCCUAAACUAAAUACCAUCUAAAAAUCUGAAUUUUCUUUGGAUUAUAUGUUUUCCUGCUGUCAUUAAUUGCUAGGUGGAGGGCUGAAACUUACACAUCUCAUUUUAUCGCACAAGGGAGUCUUAGACCUUAAUUAGCUGAUGAGACAACUAGGAAGAAAAAAUGUUGAAUGAAUGUUCUUGCAGGGUUUGUAAGUUAACAAUCGCUCAUUCACCAAACAUGGGAAGGCAGGGGCAGAUUUGGGAUGGCAUAAUUUCUUAAACUUGUUAUAAUGAGUUGGUCAUCAGAGUUGAACUUUCCAACUCUUCUAGUCAGGAGACAUGGAAACUAAGUCAGGGCAUAGCAGCAUUUGGGCUGAGGUUUAAUACAUGUGUAUAAACAAGGAUUGUUACAAGGUAUUUUGGGGGGUUGAGCUUUGGCAAUGGUUCCAAAAUACCUAACACUUAUCCAAAAGUCAUUUUAAAAACCUAUGCUAUAUUAUCUAAGGUUAAAAUGUGUCACCUCAUCAGCAUAUCUAAAGUAUUAUUAUUAAUUAACAACAGUAUCUUUCCUCUAGAUGCCUUUAAUGGUUUCUUUAAAAAGGAAUUCAGUUGGAUGUACAGUUAUUAAAAAUGAAUUGCAGCAUUAUUAUGAUUUAAUAUAGCAGUCUAGCCCUGGUUAAAACCCACAGUAGAUUAAUAUGUUCAAGCAGAUUUCUUAUUACAAUUUAUAAUCUUUAUAAAUUACAAAGAAAUUCAAAUGUUACUAGGUUUCUAAUCAUAUUUUUGCAGUAAAACAAAUGUGUCUAUCAUGUGAAUACAAAGAGACACUUACUCAUGCCUUGGAAGACAGCAUGAUGUGGAACAGGGUUCCUCAAAGUGUGGUCUCUGAACUAGUAGCAUCAGUAUCACCUGGGAACUUGUUAGAAAUGCACAUUCUUGGGCCUACCCUAGACCUACUAAAUCAGAAACUCCGGGGGUGGGGCUCAGCAACUGUCUUUAAACAAGCACUGUCCACACGAUUCUGAUGCACACCAAAAAUUUGUGAACCAUCAAUGCAGAAGAGCGAGCAUAGGCUCUGCCAUCAGACUGACUUGGGUCCAGACCUGAGUUCUUUCAUUAAUAUCUGCGUGAUCCUGAGCAAGUUAAUUAAACUCCCUGAGUCUUUUUCCUGGAUUUGUAAAAAUGAAAACGGUGCCUGCCUCACAGAAGCCUGAGGAGAAAAUGAGAUAACAUAAAGUGCCUGGCACGUAGUAGGUGCUCAAAAAAUACUAGAUUCUGUUUCUCAUCCAGGAACGUGACACACAAAAACAAUGAAGAAAACAAAUAAUUUUUCACAGUUUAGCUUUUGCGCAAUAUGCUGUAUCUCCAAUGAAACAGCUGUUACUAAAACUAAAGAUUUUGAUUCAGAAAAAUCUAGUGUAGCUAUUGUUUUGUCUCUCUUAAUUGUAUUUUGCACUAUUAGGUUUAUAGCUUUAAAUAAUACUAUAUAUAAUAAUAGUGGGAAUAAUGAAUCUCAUUGUUACAAACAUAUCUGCUCUGAAUCGAUGUUAAACACAUGCAAGCUGAUCUGUCAAAUUCAGUACUUUGAGAAUGUAUUCUGUAAAGGCUGGCUUGCAGUGGAAGCCCCUCUUUAGAUUCAUGAUGUAGUCGCCAAGUGGGUAUUUGAAAAUACAUUUCCAAAAUAUGAUUUUUACAGUAAAUACUUCUAUUAUUUACAGAAAAUAGAAUUUUCCAGUUUUAAUAGCUCUUUGCAGGUGCCUGAGCCCACUCCUCUACAUUACACAGAUCUUACUUAGACUGCCUUAGUGUGGUAUAGCUAUAGGGACUCAGUGUGAUGAACCUGAAUUCAAGUCUCAUCUUCUCCACUUACUCCCGAGAUUUAAAACCUUAGUGCACCCCAGUAUGCUAAACUAUAAAAAUGGAGGUAAUAUCUUACAUACCUUGAAGGGGUAUGUUGAGGAUCCUCUGAAGUAUAUGUGAAGCGCUUUGUAAACCAUAAAGCUUCAUAAGAUUGUAAAAUCAUCCUGUGACUUGUGCAUCAUCACAAAGAUAGUGGUGUUAUGGUGGUAUUGCUGCACUAUUUGGGCCUUCUGAAAAACAUGCUCUUUACCCAACAUUGACCCCAUUUAAACUCUGUUACAAAAAUCUACAAAGUGAUUCUCACACACUUCUCAAAGAUCCAGUUGCCAGAAGAACACCAGGAGCAGCCGGAGAAUGCCAGUGUUAGCGAAGCUUUCUCUGCUAUGACACCCUGAUAUUUGUCAAAUAUUGCCUUAGUUCAACAGCAUAAAAUUAUACAUUUGCAUUGCAAUUGUUUUCUAGGUGCGCAAUAACGUACCCUCUCAUCCUUUCCUCAAGUGUUCUCAUUCAAAGCUAUUAUUAAUGAAGUGGUGUUAGUCCUCUAAAAACUAAAAGGAUCUUGUUUUUAAAUGCUUUAUAAAGUCUUAGUCAUUGUUAUUGAUCAGUACCCAAGCCUAGAAUAAUUUUAUCACGUGCCCUUGUAGAGCAUACAUACUUUGCUUUAAGAAAAUCCAAUGUGGAAAAGAAAAUUCACAGAAAUAUAUGAAUUAUUAAUAACUGACAACAUGAAAAGAAAUCACAGGGCUUAUUUACAUAAACUAUUAAGUGGAGGCUGAGAGACCUGAUUAACACAAAAUUAUUUAAAACUAACGAGUUAUUACUAUGAACAGAAGAAUAAAACAUUAUAAGAAUGUAAUGUUAAGAACACAGAACCAUACAAUCAACUGACCAAUUUCAUUGUUAUACUAAUCAUAAUCAAAUUCUUAAAUGAGAAUACCAAGAAUUGUUAAAGAACUCCCAAUCAUUUGUUUCAUUAUGAAAAGUGGCAAUAUUUACAUGGUUAUUCAUGAAAAGCUAAUAUCAAAAAUUAGAUGAAUCCCUAAAUUGUAGUCACGACAUCUGUGACUUCUAUUAGUUUAUAUUUGGAGAGAUGUGACAUAAUUUCGUAUAGCAGAUUUUAAAGCAUUUUACCUUUAACCUAUAUUCUUUGUACUUCCUCUGUGUGAAUAUACUUACUUUCAUGUAAAAAAGUCAUCGGGGCUAUCAUUUCAGUUUGCUUUUUAACUCCGUAUUAUUUUAAUGUUGCUGUUUUAAAUGAAAACAAUCACAAUUGUUAGCAUUUAAACUCUUUUUUUUUUUAAUUUGGAGCCCUGGUGGUGCAGUGGUUAAGCGCUUGGCUGCUAACCAAAAGGUUGGCAGUUUGAAUCCACCAGCUGCUGUUUGGAAACCCUGUAGGGCAGUUCUACUCUGUCCUAUAGGGUCACUAUGUGUCAGAAUCAACAAGAUGGCAGAACAAAAAAAUUUUUUAACUACUUCAGUGAUUGAGUAUAUAAGAAAAUUCUAAACCAUUUCCAUCAACCUUCUCUUUAUUUAGGAUUAAAAUUCAAGGAUCUGUAAUCUUAUAAUCAACUUAUCCACAGAGCCUCAUCAAAAUGUUCCUAUAAUUACAAUAGCAUUAAAAUAAUAUGGCACCCCUCUUCCAAACAUUAAAGAAAUAAAAGUAUUGGGGAAUCCCUAGGUUUUUGUUUGUUUUUGUUUUUAUCUCCUAGGCACCGACUGAUCUUAAUACAAGGCACAAUACUCUUUUUUAGCUGAAAUUGGCAUUUUAUAAUUUUGAUGGAAAGAUCUAUUGUAUCAGAAUGACUACCAGUUAAAUAAUAAUAUAUUUCAAAAAACAAUGUGUGUCCAUCACUUGAAAAUGCUAGUCAUCUGAUAUAAAUAAGAAACUCACGUUGGUUAAGUAGUAUCUUGGAAUGCUUUAAUGAAAAAAUCUACCAAAACACAUACUACUUCCUAGUUGUCUUAGUCAUCUAGUGCUGCCAUAACAGAAAUACCACAGGUGGAUGGUAUUAACGAAGAGAAGUUUAUUUCCUCACAGUCAAAAGUAGGCUAAAAGUCCAAAUUCAGGGCGUCCGCUC